This is a messenger RNA of Balearica regulorum gibbericeps (East African grey crowned-crane), 627 nucleotides long. Lineage: Eukaryota; Metazoa; Chordata; Aves; Gruiformes; Gruidae. The record is from RefSeq and is a predicted model, not a curated record.
GUUUUGUGUGACAUGGAUUUUCAAGGAGGUGGAUGGACUGUAGUUCAGAAAAGAACUGAUGGAAUAAUUCCAUUUCAGAGAACAUGGUCUGAAUAUCUGGAUGGAUUUGGUGACCUUUCUGGGGAAUUUUGGCUUGGACUGAGGAAGAUUUUUCACAUAGUAAAUCAAAAAUCCACUAGUUUCAGUCUUUAUGUGGAUUUGGAAUCAGAAAAUGACAAGCAUGCCUAUGCAUCAUAUGAUGGAUUUUGGAUAGAGGAUGAGGCAUGUUCUUUUAAGAUCCAUUUGGGGCGUUAUUCAGGAAACGCUGGUGAUGCAUUCAGAGGAUAUAAAAAAGAAGAUAACCAGAACUCAAUGCCUUUCAGCACAUUCGAUGUUGAUAAUGAUGGGUGCAGGCCAAUGUGCACUAUCAAAGAACAGCUUGUCAAGAGCUGCAGUAACUUCAGUGAUAACACUGGAUGGUGGUUCAACCAGUGUGGCCUUGCAAAUCUUAAUGGUGUUCAUCGCUACACAGGUAGAUUUCUUGCAACUGGGAUUCACUGGGAUACCUGGACAAUGAACAAUAAACCAGUCAAAAUUAAAUCAGUUUCAAUGAAAAUUCGGAGAACCUAUAAUCCGUAUUUCCAGUAA